CUAACUACGAUUAUCAUUCCUCUAAGAUUUUUUCCAGGGUGUGCUUGUGUAUCGAGAACAAGCAAGAGUGAGUUGAGGUUGAGCGUACUCUUUAUUCCAGCAACCUUGGGAUAUUGAAUCAACAUUAGGACAUACAUUGAUUCUCUUCGCAAUAAUAUUUGUGUUUUCUUAGAGUUAGAAGUGCAUACUAUUUCUGACCACGACGACAGAUUCAGAUCACAAGUAGAAGGAUUCAUUAAGACUUCGCGUGAAAGGAUUCACGCAACUAGAAUGAAGGCGUUAGUGCGAAGUGCUCUCCUCUUGCACGGUGGUGCAGCAUUGAUUGGUACAGUGUACGAAGCGGUUGUGGAAAGACUUCUCUCUACUUCGAGGACGAGGACCAGCUUUCCUACUACUUCCACGUCUACUAUUCCUUCCGAGACCACCAGUACUACUUCCAAGACCACCAGUUGUACUUCCAGGUGGUCUACUAGUUCGUCCUUAGCAGGUAGAACAGGAAGGGAUCACCACCUCAACCUGGUACUAGGGGUAUCAGCUCAACAGGCAAAGGAUGACUUUAAGGCAGCCGCUGAAGCAUUCCUUUUUUCCUGCAUCAUUUGUGGUAUCUACUAGUACUAUCUAUGCGCUGUUCUUGAAGAUACUGUUGGGUAACUCAUAUAUUACCCCGGCAUAAGACCACCUGUUAUGAUAGAACGAAUUGCAUAGAAGACAUCCCGAGGGAUAACACUCGCCCCCGCCUCUUGCUGCCCCAGUAUCUCGUAUCCCGUGACCUGAGUAGCGAUUUGCUGCAGGUGUUGACAGUUGUGUUGGUCUUCUGUGCGUUUGCGGUUUGUUUCCUACCGCUGAAGCAUUCUUCUACCUUGAUCUUCAAAGAGUCUACUCGAUAAGUCUUAUUUAAUAAGACUUAUUACUCCCAAAAUAAGUAAAAAAGUAAGGACGAUGCGAACGCAGUACUACUCUAAUGACGUGUAUGCCACAUUAGGAGUUUCGAAAGACGCGAGUGAUGUUGAAAUCAAAAAAGCGUAUCGAAAACUUGCACUCAAGCUCCAUCCGGACAAGAAUCCCGAUAACCGGGAACAGUCGGAAACAGAGUUUAAAAAGGUAAAUGAGUUUGAGUCAGUUGUAUGCGCUUUUUUAGAUUACGUAUCCCUUUGUAGGAAAGAAUGUUGCUACUAGAGAUGCUGGUGGCAGCGUGAAUGAAUGAAUGAAAGAAGCAGGGUUUAAAAAGGUAGUAAAUGAGUAAGCAUGCUUCUUUGUAGCUAGCUGUGGCUGUGCAUUUUGAUUUUGAUCAUCAUGUUGCCAUAAUUUAUUCAUGGUUCUCCUCGUGUGCAUUAACUUUAACGUCGUCCUUGAUCUUCAUCAAGAUCAAGAAAAUUGAACGAGCAUCUUUUUCUUCGAAAUGAGUCGAAUAUUCUUACUUGACCAGCGUAGAAUUGACCAGCUGGACCAGCAUUACAACCUCGAAUACACUGUCUGACCUAGUACAACUUCGAACCACCACAUACACUGACAGGUGACUGCCGCUUACGAGAUUUUGAAAGAUCCUGAAAUUAAGGCUCGGAAGUUGACCUCUCUAUGAGCCUCUUUAUGGUUUCUUCAAGUAGGAAAGCCAUGGACAGGCGACCUAGAUUGGUCAACUUUCAGCCCCUAAUGAAAAGCGUAAGCAAUAUGACCAAGGUGGCAUUGACUUUGGGAGUGCUGAUUUCGCGCACACGAACUUCGAUGAUAUCAUGAAAGGCUUCGGUUUCGGCGGUGGCGGUGGUGGCUUUUCUUUCAUUAUGGUCUUGCAGUUAAUUAGAGAUGCUACACCCCGAGAGUGGGUACUGGUACAUCAAUCAAUCAAUGAAUCAAUCACUUGAAGUAGUAGUGUCGUAGACUGACACACACUUGGCGUGAGUACAUUAUUUCUCUCAUCUCUCUCAGCAACAUUGUUUUGGUAAUUAUUAUUUAUAUCCUUUUGUUGUUCCCAUAGAAGAGUUGUAGUGCUACAAGGGAAAACAAAGGUCGUGUAGUUUCACCGAGCUAUUGAACGGGCUGAGGAGCUAUUGAACCCGCUGAGGAGAUCGACGAUUCAAGCACAGAAGAUGAUUCUUCAAGCACCUCCACACUGCUGCCUGUUUCUACAAUUAUCCAUGAUGUUGAUUUCGUCUAAUAUCCACGUCGAUGACAUUUUCAAGGGUGCGUUCGGUGGAGAGGAUCCUUUUGGCGACAUGGAGACGCUAAUGAAACAAAUGGAACAAGAACUUAACUUCGGAGACGCUGGUCAGGAGGACCAGCAGGGUCAGGAGAACAAAGGGAAUGGACAACAGCAGAAGCAUUAUGAACAAGAGUUAUUUGAAGGGUUAUUUGAAGGGGCAAUCUUCAAAUAGCAGAGUAGUUUAUAGCACGCAUGGUGCAUGGAGUAGCAUGGAGUGCAUGGAGCGCAGAGCUUUAAGGGGCGCAAGAAGCUCCCCCUUUAGCUCCAUGCUACUCCAUGUGAUCCAUGCACUCCAUGCCAUGCGAGCCGUGAAACCUUAUAAACUGCUCUGAAAUAGGUUUUUUACGCCGUAGUUGCAACCUCCACAGUUCUCAACCUCCACAGGGUGUCUGUCACAAGACCUUUUCAGUUUGACAGGUGUUAUCAUCUACAGUUUCGAUAGGAGAAGACAACGAAGUUUUCGAUAGGUACGCCGAUUCUACCUCUACUACUCAACAAGUACAGCGCUAACAAAUACAACAGCGUCGUGAUCCGAUGGCUGAUCUUUUUGGCGGUAUGGGUGGGUUUGCCGGUAUGGGAGGUGGAGGCGGUGAUGACCCUUUUGCUGGUUUGUUUAUGAUGAAAGGACCUUAGACUUGGCGACUGGAGGAUCUUAAAGGAGUACUUGUGAUUGAAUUAUUUUAUGACGCCGCAGACGAGUGGCGUAGGUGUCUCGCUCUCAAACUGCAUUCAAUAUCGCGAACACCAGUAGACAACUGACUUUUGUAGCUGACUUUUGUAGAAUUUAGAUUUACGAGAUUCAUCAGGAUCACAAGUACUAGUUCCUUCUACUCCUAAGCCAAUCCCAUCCUAUCCCUGUCUCCACUCUAGUGCUAGUUCCUUCUACUCCUAAGCCAAUCCCAUCCUAUCCUUCUCUCCACUCUAAUCUCGUCGGCGGUAUGGGAGGUGGCUUUGACUUCGGCAACUUGGGCGGCGGGGGUGGCGGUAGCUCGAGCUUUGUGAUGGAAACGAGUUUUUCUUCUGGUGGCACAACAACGACAAGGCAUAUUAUGGAAUGGAUUCACACUUACAUACACACUCGUUCUUUGCAAGAACAAGAUGAAGAUAUGCUAGUUUGUAAUUUUCCGUAGCACAUCAACCAAAAGUAGUAGAACUGUCUAGAUUUGAUUUAAGAACUCAGGAUAAGAAGCGUCGUUCCACCUCCACUUCCUUUCCUUCUUCAUAGCCAAAAAAACUACGACAACGACGAUGCAGAAUGGCAAGAGGGUUACCAAGACGAUCGAGAAGCGGAAUGGCGGACCUGCGCAAGCCACUAUAGAGAUGGAGAAGGGUGGCAAAAAAGUGCGAAAAACGCGAUCCGAAAAGAUGAAAGAACUUGAUGGAGAACUGUAGGAGUUGUGCUGAGAAGGACACGACGAAGGAUGAUGGAGAAACUAAGGUAAUUGUUGGACACAAAGGUAGGUGCUGAGUGUUGUUAAUAGUCGCGACACAUCAAAGAGAUGAUGGAGACGGUGACAGCAUCUGUGUGUAAUAUGCAUGUUGAACAACGAAUGAAGAUCAAAAUGCUCCUCCUGCGAUCAUGGAUGUAAUGAGCUUUUCCUUUUCGGAGGACGUUGUGACCUUCCAUCUCGAACCGAAUGAUGAAUUCGCUAAUAUGUGAAAAAUUUCUUGAAUACGAAUACUUGGUGAUGCAUAACUCUCGCAGAGCUGUCAAGCAAAUUCUGCGCUAUGUAAAUUACCUAGAGACUUUCCCUACAUAUGAACCUAAAUCAGUGAUGGAGCGUGCUAGUGGUGUCAUAAUUCUCGUACCCCCCAAAUGGUUCAACGUCAAAAGCUAAAGAGGAACUGCCUGAAGGAAUGACAAUAUCGUGUUCAUCGCGGCCUACUAGAAAGUAUCGCGUCUCUGACUCUGGUUCUGAAAGAAUCGAGGUUGCUUUGG
Amoebophrya sp. A25 is the source of this 4136-nucleotide messenger RNA. The record is from the annotation of a GenBank genome assembly. NCBI's taxonomy places the organism in Eukaryota, Dinophyceae, Syndiniales, Amoebophryaceae.